CAAACCGACAAGUGAGACUAUCAAUACCCGAAAUCCCCCUAUAUAAAAUUGUAGACCUUCCCCACGUAUUUCCAGUAGUUACCAGAAAAGCCCCGAAGUCUAUUCUGUUGUCUUCUCUCUCUCACUUUCUCGCUAGUUUCAACACAGAAUUCAAAGUUCAAAUUUUUUGAGCAUUCCAGAAAUGGAAGAAAAAUCUGAUUUUAAUGGAGAAGAGAAGGUUAAGAAAGAUGAAAUCCAUGUGAAGCUUAAGACCAAGGAUAUAGAACCUGAUGAUGCUAGCGAACAGAAAGCUGAGAUGGAAUUUGAAUUGAAAACCAAGUCGGUGGAGAAAGAAAAGCCGAAAUACAAGAAAGAGAACAGGGAUAAAGAUGAAGAAGUUGACAAGAAGAAAUCAGAGAAGAAGGACAAGGAAAAAAAGAAGGAAAAAGAGAGAGAAAAGAAAAAGAAUGAUGAAGACAACGAGCCAAAGAAGAAAGAGAAAGGAAAAGAGGAGAAGAAAAAGAAGAAAGAUGAUAAGCAUUCAAAGGAUAAAGAACAGGAUAUAGAGAAAGAUAAAAAGAAAGAUAAAAAAGUGGAGACUAAAAUAGAAGAAAAUGUGAAAGAAUUGGAGGGUGAAGGGCAGGAAGAGAAGUAUAAUGAUGAAGUGAAGGAAGGUAAAGAUGAGAAGAAGAAGAAAGAGCAGAAAGACAAGGAGGAAAAGAAAGAGAAGAAAGAAAAAGACAAGAAGGGGGAGAAGAAAGAAAAAGACAAGGAGGGGGAGAAGGAGAAGAAGGACAAAGACAGGGAGGGGAUGAAAGAGAAGAAAGAGAAAGACAAAUAUGAGGAGAAGAAGGAGAAAAAAGAGAAAGACAAGGAGGAGAUGAAAGAUAAGAAAGAGAAGGACAAGGAUGAUAAGAAGGAGAAAAAAGAUAAAGACAAGGAUGGGAAGAAAGACAAAGAAAAGGAGGAGGUAAAAGAGAAGAAAGACAAAGACAAGGAGGAGAAGAAGGAGAAGAAAGACAAAGACGGGGGGAAGAAGGAGAAGAAAGACAAAGAUAAAGAGGAGAUAAAAGGGAAGAAAGAUAAAGAUAAGGAGGAGAAGAAGGAGAAGAAAGACAAAGACAAAGAGGAGAUGAAAGAGAAGGGUGAGGAGGAGGAUAAAGAGAAGAAACACAAGGAUGAAGAAGAUGAGAGUAAUAGUGAACAAAAAGUAAUUUCCAGGAAUAUUGAAAUAGAAGAAAACAUCAAAGGAUCAGAGGUUGAAGAGGAGGAAGAGAAGCAUGCUGACAAGGUGAAGGAUUGUAAGGAGAAGAAAGGAAAAGACCAAAAGGAGAAGGCUGAUAAGAAGAAAAGGAAACUUGAAGGACAAGAAAAAAGCAAGGAUCUUGGAAAGCUAAAACAGAAAUUAGAGCAGAUUGAUGCUAAGAUGGAAGCUCUUCUUGGUAAAAAGGCUGACAUCUUGAGGCAGAUAAAAGAAGCUGAAGAAGCAAGUCCAGAUGUUGAGAAGUCCACAUGAAAAAGACACAUCAGAAGUUACAUAAGAAGCUGAUGAUGCAAAUUCUGGUGUUGCUGAGGAGUCCACAGUUAUAACAGUAGCUGCAAACUCAUGUGGUAUGGCAAUGCCAACAGAUGCUUUUCAGUUCACCUCCAAUACCUGUAAUCUUAUGGUGUGCUAUAAAACAAUAUAUUGUAUUCGAAUAAAUUAUCUCUUUACUUCUAAUAAAAUCUUUUCUGUGAACAA
Ziziphus jujuba (common jujube) is the source of this 1720-nucleotide messenger RNA. RefSeq lists its product as uncharacterized. NCBI's taxonomy places the organism in Eukaryota, Viridiplantae, Streptophyta, Magnoliopsida, Rosales, Rhamnaceae. The record is from RefSeq and is a predicted model, not a curated record. Bases 182 to 1495 code for a protein of 437 amino acids. The transcript is spliced from 2 exons.